Messenger RNA from Temnothorax curvispinosus, 1491 nucleotides. RefSeq lists its product as uncharacterized. The record is from RefSeq and is a predicted model, not a curated record. The transcript has 2 exons. The coding region runs from base 391 to 1071 and encodes 226 amino acids. Lineage: Eukaryota; Metazoa; Arthropoda; Insecta; Hymenoptera; Formicidae.
UCACAAUCACUACAUGUAGAAUUUUUUGAAAAAGUAAUUUGUCAUAUUAUACACGUUUCACCUAAUAAACGGUAAGCGAUACAAAAUAACGAAAAAUCAAAAGUUGGUUAUCACUUUCGGAAAAAUAUUUUCACACUGUUCACUGAACGCGGUCUCUUGUCAAACUGGCAAGCAGGCUUCGUGUAAAGAACGAUUAUUGAUUGGAUACAAUUAUUGAUUGGACACGAGCGUUCGCUCUUCUUAGGACAAUGCCAUCGACACGUCGCUUCACAAAACAUUGUUAAAAGCUGGCGCAAGCGUAUUUAUGCAUGUCUCUAGUUAAGCUACAGCUAUAAGCAAAACUUAAGAUGAUCAUUGCAGUAACGUAUCGGUCGUCUUUGUGAAACGAUCAUGAGCGAUCCGAAACACAUAACAGAUAACGAAAACCUCAAUGACUACGGUAUACAAUUAAAUCGAUGGUUUCUCAUAUCGCUAGGUGCUUGGCCACAAAUAAGCGCGUCGAACAGAAUGAAAAAACUCGCGGUGUUAAUGCAAAUCUUCAUUCUUUGGGCUGCGAUGGCGGUCCCUCUGAUACCAUGCAUGUUGUACAUGUUAUUCGAGAAAAAAGACAUUAAGACUAAAUUACACUCCCUCACUCCGCUGAUUCACGGAAUCAUGGGAGCUGUAAAUUACUGGAUGUUACUCACGCGUAACAAAGACAUUCAACAUUGCAUACGGCAUAUGGAAACGGAUUGGAGACGGAUUCGGAGAAACGAUAACCGCGAAGUGAUGUUCCAAUAUGCCAAGAUCGGCCGCUUCAUGACCGCGUUCUGCGCGACGUUUAUGCACAGUAGUACGUACUUCUUUGGCGUGGCCAGGAUGAUGAAAACAACAACCGUUAUCAUCGGCAACAAAACCAUUACAAUGCAUCCGAUGGCAUGUUCAGUGUACAGCAAGAUACUUGACGUGAGAUUUAGCCCUGCGAACGAGAUCAUGCUGGGUGUGCAAUUCUUGUUGGCGUUUGUAAUAGUUUCCUCUACAGCAACUGUCUGCACUCUCGCUGCCGUUUUCGCAACACAUGCUUGUGGUUAACUGAAUGUAAUGCAUACGUGGUUAAACGAGCUUGCCGAGGAGAAGAAAAAUCACUUAGCAGAACAAAAACUUGCAGUUGUCGUAAAACAUCACAGGAGAGUCCUCAGUUUUGUAGAACAAAUAGAGAGUAUUAUGAAUAAAGCCUGUCUAGUAGAAGUGAUGGGAUGCACGAUGAAAAUGUGUUUCCUUGGAUAUUCCAUUGUUGUGGUAUGCUAAAGAUGAAUAAAACAUCUUCUCGUAUCGUAACUGAGAUGCCGCAAAAACAGAUUAAUCUUAUUUUUCCACAGUAAGUAAAGCUAUCAAAUGAUUUUCCAGAACUGGGGUACGCUUAAUAGAGCAAAAAUAUUAUCAUAUUUUAUCGGGUACAUGUCGACGGGUUUCAAUAUAUUUAUAUUUUGUUAUAUUGGAGAGAUCCUCACG